AUGAUACAGGCACGUGGAAGGUGGAGACACGGAACUAGACCUACCAUGCCACCCUUUCAGCCGAGUCAGCAUCCGCAUCGCCGGUGGAAUCCGCUGCUGCAAACCUUCGUGCUAUGCUCACCGCACAGGACGCAGCGGCCAUGGCAAGGCGCACAGGAAUCGGCAGACCUGCCACCUUUGCCCGUGUAUCUCGACACGUGCUACUUGUGCCCCGGCAACACGCGCGCAACAGGGGCCCACAACGACCCGUACACCCAGACGUUUGUGUUUGAAAACGACUUUGCCGCCCUCAAGGAUGUACACGUCGAGGCACAAGACACCGACACCCACUUCGGCCUCUUCCGCAUGGCGCCCGCGCGGGGCAAGUGCUAUGUCGUGUGCUUUCACCCGCACCACAACCUCACCCUAGCACAAAUGACAACGGCGCCGUACAGUGCCGAGUCCCACAUCAUCCCUAUUAUACAUACGUGGCGCGAUAUGUACAUGCGCAUCACUGCUGAAAACCCUUUUGUUCAGUACAUCCAAGUCUUUGAGAACAAAGGCAGCGCCAUGGGAUGCAGCAAUCCACAUCCUCACGGCCAAAUCUGGGCACUCGAUUACGUGCCCAGCGAGCCUAUGAAGGUCAUGAAAAGCAUGUAUGACUUUAGCGCCGAUCCAGCCAACGAACAUGCACCAGGCCCUCGCCACCCUCACGGGCGCCCACAUCUCCUCCUGGCGUACGCGCACAUGGAACUCCACGCCCCAGGAAGACCACGUAUCGUAACUCUCAACGACGAUUUCGUCGCUCUCGUGCCGUUUUGGGCUGUAUGGCCUUUUGAAAUCAUGGUGCUGCCGUACAAGCGCUUUCUCGGGUCCCUCCAAGACUUGACCGAUGCCGAAAUAGCGUCCCUGGCACACAUCUUGGGCGAAGUUACUUGCCGUUACGACAACCUCUUCCGGACAUCUUUUCCAUACUCCAUGGGCAUCCAUCAAAAGCCUGUCUCACAUGCACAAGAUUCAUUGGCCUUGUAUGCCCUGUUCCAUAUCCACUUUUAUCCACCCCUCCUCCGCAGUGCCACCGUACGGAAAUUCCUUGUUGGGUUUGAAAUGAUGGCAGAGCCACAGCGAGAUAUCACCGCGGAGAGUGCAGCAGAAAGACUACGAGCAUGCGAUACGACACACUACCUCUCCAGUGACGCGCGUACAUAA
This is a messenger RNA of Malassezia restricta, 1188 nucleotides long. Its product is annotated as UDP-glucose--hexose-1-phosphate uridylyltransferase. Gene Ontology annotation, biological process: beta-D-galactose catabolic process via UDP-galactose, Leloir pathway. The transcript has 2 exons. The record is from RefSeq and is a predicted model, not a curated record. Gene Ontology annotation, cellular component: cytoplasm. Lineage: Eukaryota; Fungi; Basidiomycota; Malasseziomycetes; Malasseziales; Malasseziaceae. Gene Ontology annotation, molecular function: zinc ion binding; UDP-glucose:hexose-1-phosphate uridylyltransferase activity. The coding region runs from base 1 to 1188 and encodes 395 amino acids.